UGUAGUACUAGUACCUGAUUACAUUAAUAACUCAAAGCCAAAGUGUGAUAACUGUCAAAUCCUAAAUAUGACACCUCCUUAUUCUCACACAGAACACCAUCCCAUCACCUCUCCUCUGUCUCUCCUGACCCUGCUGUCCCCAUGGAGAUGACCUCUCUCCUAUUCCUACUCUGUGCAGGUGUCUGCUGCACAGCUGCACUCAGCCGCCUCAGACAGUUCCAUCUCAAUAAAAAUACAUUAAAUUGGACAGAAGCACAACACUUCUGCCGGGAGAACUACACUGAUCUUGUCACUUUGUACAAUCAGGAGGAAUCCAAGCAGCUGGUACAGUUAUUGCCUGAAAUCAGCUAUACAGCCUGGAUAGGUCUCCAUCGCAAAGAGCACAGUCUGAAGUGGUCCAAUGGAGACAUUGUUAAUGACACUGCAUGGUUACCACUUCCAAGCCCGUGCACAAAGCCAAUGUGUGCAGCCAUACUGAAAGAUGAUACAACAUGGGAGAAUUGUACAGAGCAGAAAUUCUGUAUGUGUUACAGAAAAGGGUCUGGUGAUUCCUUCCUGAUUGAACAGAACAUGACCUGGUAUGAGGCUCAGAGUUACUGCAGAGAGAACUACACUGACCUGGUCAGCUUCAGGAAUGAAGGACAGAAGGAGGAAGUCAAGAACAAAGGGAUGAACAGCACCAUUCCUUACUGGAUCGGCCUGCUGUAUGAUGACUGGGAGUGGUCUGAUGGAGGGAGAUCUGCCUACAGAAACUGGUCCACAGAGGAUGUUCCAGAUAAGUACUAUCCUGAAGCAGGAGAGAAUGUCACUGUUCUUUCCCAGAGUCGAAGAGGUAUACUCACAAUGGGAAAGGAUAGUAAUACAGAUUAUACACUCUGCUCUGAGGGUAAGUUGUCCAAGAGGAACAUAGUCAAACUGCUUCUUAUUUGUAUGAAAGAUUGUUACUCUAUAUUGAUAAUCGCCUGGUCAAGAGGACUGAACUCGGCAUUCCCUUUCUAUUCCCUUCACUUGUCAAGUCAACAAACACAAUGCAGGGCUAUCAUGCGAUCAUGCUG
This is a messenger RNA of Salvelinus sp. IW2-2015, 1055 nucleotides long. Its product is annotated as putative C-type lectin domain family 20 member A. The record is from RefSeq and is a predicted model, not a curated record. NCBI's taxonomy places the organism in Eukaryota, Metazoa, Chordata, Actinopteri, Salmoniformes, Salmonidae.